Messenger RNA from Drosophila montana, 1234 nucleotides. RefSeq names its product Calcineurin B (gene CanB). The record is from RefSeq and is a predicted model, not a curated record. Gene Ontology annotation, molecular function: phosphatase binding; calcium-dependent protein serine/threonine phosphatase regulator activity; calcium ion binding. The transcript has 3 exons. Lineage: Eukaryota; Metazoa; Arthropoda; Insecta; Diptera; Drosophilidae. Gene Ontology annotation, biological process: calcineurin-mediated signaling; protein dephosphorylation. Gene Ontology annotation, cellular component: calcineurin complex. Bases 369 to 881 code for a protein of 170 amino acids.
UCACAAUAGAUUGCAUUAGCUGCUAUACUCACAUUCAAAGGCCUGGACCCAAUUCUGCACCCAAGGAUAUCCUAAAGGACACAUACAAUCCAAAAUAUACAUACAGAGCGUUUCCAUAGAAAUCGCUGAAGUUGUUCGCCAGCAAGCUGAGAGCCAACCGAGACUUGAACGCGCAGAGAGCGUAUCCACAAUCCCACUGCGUAUACAUAUUUUGCUGUUUGUUUAUUUACGGAUGUGCGCCUAAGGAUAACGGUAAAUUGGUAACAGUAACAGCAAGACACCGUUAGAUAAAUUUUAGCAGAAAAAAGAAGGGUCAUACGAAAAAAACAGAGCAUAUAUAGAGAAGAAGCAGAGCUAAACAUUUCGACAUGGGUAACGAAACAUCGCUGCCAAUGGACAUGUGCUCCAAUUUCGAUGCAGAUGAGAUCCGUCGUUUGGGCAAACGUUUCCGUAAACUCGAUCUGGACAAUUCGGGGGCACUGAGCAUAGAUGAGUUUAUGUCGCUGCCGGAACUGCAACAGAAUCCGCUCGUUCAGCGCGUCAUCGAUAUAUUCGAUGCGGAUGGCAAUGGUGAGGUCGAUUUCAAGGAAUUCAUCCAGGGCGUCUCACAGUUCAGUGUGCGCGGCGAUAAGCUAUCGAAAUUGCGUUUCGCAUUCCGCAUCUACGAUAUGGACAAUGAUGGUUACAUAUCGAACGGUGAGCUAUUUCAGGUGCUCAAAAUGAUGGUUGGCAACAAUUUGAAGGAUACGCAACUGCAGCAGAUUGUCGACAAGACAAUCUGUUUUGCCGACAAGGAUGAGGAUGGCAAAAUAUCAUUCGAUGAGUUCUGUUCCGUCGUCGGCAAUACGGAUAUACAUAAGAAAAUGGUUGUCGAUGUUUAAAUCUAAGCGGCCAAUAGAUACACACACACACACACACACACACACACACACACACACACACACACACACACACGCAUAUACAUAUACAUAUGUUAGGCAUGUAUCGACUAACGGUAUACCUACAUAGAAGUCAAACAUUUUUUUUCCCAAUUCCAAAUGCGUUGACAUUUGAAACAAAUGCUAUGCAUAAGUGCGUACGCAUGUAAUUAUUUAAGUGCGUGCUAAAUGGCACAACAACAACUAACUAAAAAUACAAGUAACUACUUAAAAAAUGAUAUGAAAACAUAACUUAACUUCAAAUGAAAAGUAAACCAAAGAAACGAAUCAAAGUAAAGCAACUAUGAAAACUCGAA